GCCACAUUGUUGCAUUAAUUUAUACAUUCUGUCUUCUUACUUUUGCCUUUUUUCAUCUGAAUGUUAUUGAAAUAACAUUUUAAUAUAUAAAGAUUCGAGAUUUUUUUUCAUAAAUGAGGAGCUUGUUUGUAAAAUCUCAACCACUCUAAACAGGGCAUGACUGGGCAGAAAGCGUUGAAAUCGUGGGCAAGAUCAGUUGAGAGGUGUUGGUCUUGUUUUUUUCUAAUUUUUCAAUAACAAAAACAACUACUGCGUUGAAUCUCUAGUGUGAGGGCCUGCAAGGUCACGUCUGUGUGCUUGCAACAUUCUUCACAGAGGAAAAUUAUCAAACAUAAAGCAGACGACGCUCCACGGAGCUGCAUGUUUCUAUGACGCACCUGAGAAUGAAGUCCUCAUCUUCGUGUGGAAGAAGCGGGUCCAGGCUAGACUACGGCCGCAGGUUCGACUUACCGGACGACAUGGAGGAUGAAAGAGAAGACUACGGUGUCGGAGGAGCAAUGUUGCCGAUUUUCCUCAACGACUUGAGACAGAACAACGGAGAGGACCUCGUUGAGGUUACAUUGGAGCUGGACCAAGACUCUAUAGUCGUUUGCAGUGUUUCUCCCACUCCCACAGGAGAAGAGAACGAAACAACCCCUGCAACGGGUAUUUUCGGAAGAAGCCUGUCGGCAACGUCUAUAAUCCGACGGAAAUUCGCGUGGCUAAGAUCGGUUUCGACAAGAACAUCGACGUCGGAGGUGGAAGACAGCGCUAUGACCGCACGUGAUGCGAGACGAAUCAAGGCCAAGCUUCAAAGAGCGACAUCAAGCGCGCAGAGAGCACUCAAAGGGCUCAGAUUCAUAAACAAGACAACUGGAACAAACGACACCGACGAUCAGUGGAGAAAAGUGGAGUCGAGGUUCAAGUCCCUGGCCAAGGACGGAUUACUUGCACGAGAAGAUUUCGGCGAAUGCAUAGGAAUGGUGGAUUCGAAGGAGUUCACGGUGGGGAUUUUUGAUGCAUUGGCGAGGAGAAGGAGACAAAAGAUUGCGAGAAUAACGAAGGAAGAGCUUCACGAUUUCUGGUUGCAGGUUUCCGACCAGAGCUUCGACGCGCGCCUCCAGAUUUUCUUUGACAUGGCUGAUAGUAAUGAAGAUGGAAGAAUUACAAGAGAAGAAGUGCAGGAGCUUAUAAUGCUUAGUGCUUCAGCAAACAAGCUUUCCAAGCUGAAAGAACAAGCAGAAGAAUAUGCUGCAUUAAUCAUGGAAGAAUUGGAUCCUGAAAAUCUUGGAUAUAUUGAGUUAUGGCAGCUGGAAACUCUUCUCCUCCAAAGGGACAACUACAUGAACUACAGCAGACCACUCAGCACGGCUAGUGGUGUAGGCCGGAGUCAGAACGUGAGCUCAUUCAGACCUAAAAAUGUGAUCCGGAGAGCAAGCUUAACUCUACGGUGUCUGAUACUAGAAAACUGGAGAAGGGGCUGGGUUUUGUUGCUCUGGAUGAUGGCAAUGGCUUCUCUAUUUGUCUGGAAAUUUUUCCAGUACAAAAACAUGGCGGCCUUUCAUGUCAUGGGAUACUGCUUGUGCACUGCCAAAGGAGCUGCAGAGACUCUCAAGCUCAACAUGGCUCUGAUUCUUUUACCUGUUUGUAGAAACACAUUGACAAGGCUCCGGUCCACCAGAGCAAGGUCCUUUGUCCCUUUUGAUGACAACAUUAAUUUUCACAAGAUGAUUGCUUGUGCCAUAGUCAUUGGGAUCUUAGUUCAUGCUGGAAUACACCUAUCCUGUGACUUCCCCCGCCUCAUAUACUCCUCUCCAGAAAAAUUUGCCCUGAUAUCCUCUGAUUUCAAUCGCAAAAUUCCCACAUAUAAAGAACUUUUGACUUGUGUUGAGGUCCUCACUGGGAUUUCCAUGGUGAUUUUGAUGGCCAUUGCCUUCACAUUGGCAACCAGUCAUUUUCGUAAAAAUGUAUUGAGGCUUCCUGCACCCUUCAACAGAUUGACAGGAUUCAAUGCAUUCUGGUACUCCCAUCAUCUUCUCGGUCUAGUCUACAUUUUGCUACUUGUCCAUGGAACAUUCCUGUUCUUGACCCACAAGUGGAAUCAGAAAACGACAUGGAUGUAUAUCUCCAUUCCACUGUUGCUUUACAUAGCUGAGCGCAGCAUAAGAACAUGUAGGGCAGAACAUUAUUCAGUAAAAAUAUUCAAGGUUUCAGUACUUCCAGGGAAUGUCUUAAGCUUGGUUAUGUCAAAACCACCAGGAUUCACAUAUAAAAGUGGACAAUACAUAUUUCUACAGUGUCCAUCAAUCUCCUCAUUUGAAUGGCACCCUUUUUCUAUUACCUCAGCUCCAGCAGAUGACUAUCUUAGUGUUCAUAUCCGGACAGUAGGAGACUGGACACGAGAAUUGAAGCGAGUUUUCACUGAUGUUAGCAACUCUCCCUCUGUCAUUGGUCGAGCCAAAUUUGGUAAACCAGGGCAGAUAGAUCAGCAAAUCCAACCCAAAUUGCUUAUUGAUGGUCCAUAUGGGGCUCCAGCACAAGACUACAGGAAUUAUGAUGUCUUGCUUCUUUUGGGACUUGGAAUUGGAGCUACCCCUUUUAUAAGCAUCCUUAAAGAUCUUCUAAACAAUACAAGAGCAGCAGAAGAUCAAAUGGAUUCAGUCACUGAAAUGAGUCAAAUUACUAGAUCAGAAGAAGAUAGCUGGAAUAGUUUUCCAUCAUCAAGUUUUGCUCCAGCUACAAGUUUGACACCUUCAGGAAAGAGGAAGGCAUCCAGGACUAGAAAUGCCUACUUCUACUGGGUUACCAGGGAACUUGGCUCCUUUGAAUGGUUUAAAGGAGUAAUGGAUGAAGUCGCGGAAUUGGAUCACAAAGGUCAGAUUGAGCUACACAACUACCUAACAAGUGUCUAUGAAGAGGGGGAUGCAAGAUCAACCUUAAUCACCAUGGUCCAAGCUCUCAACCAUGCUAAGCAUGGUUUUGAUAUUCUGUCAGGCACCAGAGUGAGAACACAUUUUGCUAGACCAAACUGGAAAGAAGUCUUCACAAAAGUAGCUUCAAAGCAUCCAAACACCACAAUAGGAGUGUUCUACUGCGGACUCCCAGUUUUGGCAAAGGAGUUGAAAAAGCUAUCAAGCGAGCUAAGUCACAAAACAUCAACACGAUUUGAAUUCCACAAGGAAUACUUCUAAAGAUCACCAUACAAAAUAUAGCUCUUUUUGUAACUCUUCCAAAGGAAGAAUACUUAGUUGUUCAUUGUUGUAGCUCAAAUAUAACUCAGUAAAUGAUAUAUACACAG
Molecule: messenger RNA, 3277 nt
Organism: Rubroshorea leprosula
Lineage: Eukaryota; Viridiplantae; Streptophyta; Magnoliopsida; Malvales; Dipterocarpaceae
Source: the annotation of a GenBank genome assembly